GUGGGAAGAGGAAGAUUUGUCUGCUGUUGUUCAGAGAGGCGCUGUAGAGAAGACUCGUCUGGUUCUGAUUGGGUGUAAAGAUGUCCAACCUGAAGGAGAUCUGUGCCGGUCUGGUGCUGGACCCGCUCCCUCCGAACCUUGGCAGGGACCCUGCGGUACCUCACGCCCCCGUGCGCACCCCCAACCUCAGCCCCGAACAGGAGAGGCUGGCACUGAGGAAUGCCCUGCGGUACUUCCCUCCGACUCUUCAUGGCACGCUGGCCCCAGAGUUUGCCCAGGAGCUGCGUCAGUACGGGCACAUCUACAUGUACCGCUUUUGCCCCACCUACAGGAUGAGGGCCUACCCCAUACAUGAGUAUCCAUGUCGAACGCAACAAGCUGCUUCAAUCAUGUUAAUGAUUAUGAACAACCUUGACCCUGCUGUUGCACAGUUUCCUCAAGAGCUGGUGACCUACGGUGGGAACGGACAAGUGUUCAGCAACUGGGCUCAGUUCCGGCUGGUCAUGCACUACCUGAGUGUGAUGACGGAGGAGCAGACGCUGGUCAUGUACAGCGGUCAUCCCCUCGGCCUCUUCCCCAGCCUGCCCUCGUCCCCUCGCUGCGUCAUCACCAACGGCAUGGUCAUCCCCAACUACUCUUCCAGAGACGAAUACGAGAGGAUGUUUGCUCUGGGGGUGUCCAUGUAUGGUCAGAUGACUGCUGGGAGCUACUGCUACAUUGGCCCUCAAGGGAUCGUUCACGGAACCAUGCUGACGGUGUUGAAUGCUGGUCGGAGGUACCUGGGCACAGAUGACCUCAGGGGUCGCGUGCUUGUGACCUCGGGGCUCGGAGGCAUGAGUGGGGCGCAGGCCAAGGCCGCCGUCAUCGCAGGCUGUGUGGGGGUCAUCGCUGAGGUGGAUGAAGCGCCGCUGAGGAAGAGACAUGAGCAGGGCUGGCUGAUGGAGGUCACCAGCGACCUGGAGCACUGUAUCCAGCGCAUCAGGGAGGCCAAGGCAUCCAAGAUGGCGCUCAGUUUGGGUUACCAUGGCAACAUUGUGGACCUGUGGGAGCGCCUGUGGCAGCAGUACGAGCGCACGGGCGAGCUGCUGGUGGACCUGGGCUCGGACCAGACGUCGCUGCACAACCCCUUCAGCGGAGGCUACUACCCCGCCGCCCUCAACCUGCGCCAAGCACAGCAGCUCAUGAGCAACGAGCCCAGCCGCUUCAGAACCGCCGUGCAGGAGAGUCUGAGACGUCAGGUCACUGCGGUCAACAAGCUGGCAAAGGUUGGCCUGUUCUUCUGGGACUAUGGCAACGCCUUCCUUCUGGAGGCACAGAGAGCAGGAGCUGAUGUAGGGAGUAGCACUGGAGGGGCUACAGAGUUCAAAUAUCCAUCAUACGUGCAACAUAUCAUGGGGGACAUCUUCUCUCUGGGCUUCGGGCCGUUCCGAUGGGUGUGCACUUCCUGUGACCCCGCUGACCUUCAGGAGACUGAUAACAUCGCCACGGCGAUCCUGGAGGAGAUCAGCGCCACGGUAACGGAGCGCGUGCGGCAGCAGUACAACGACAACAUCCGCUGGAUCCGAGAAGCAGGAAAACACAAGAUGGUGGUUGGCUCCCAGGCUCGCAUCCUCUACUCAGACCAGAAAGGAAGAGUGGCUAUCGCCAUGGCAAUAAACAAGGCCAUUGCCAGUGGAAGGGUCUCGGCUCCUGUGGUCAUCAGUAGGGACCACCAUGAUGUCAGCGGAACAGACAGCCCCUUCAGAGAGACGUCCAACGUCUACGAUGGCUCUGCUUUCUGUGCAGAUAUGGCCGUGCAGAACUUUGUGGGUGAUGCGUUCCGUGGAGCCACCUGGGUCUCCCUUCACAAUGGGGGAGGAGUCGGCUGGGGUGAAGUGAUGAACGGGGGCUUUGGUCUCCUGCUGGACGGAUCUGAGGAGGCUGGACGACGAGCUCGCCUCAUGCUGAACUGGGACGUCUCCAAUGGGGUUGCUAGGCGCUGCUGGUCCGGUAACGCUAAUGCCUAUGAGACGAUCCAGCGCACCAUGGAGGACCAGGGCGAGCUGCUCGUCACCAUGCCCUUCCCCGUGCAGGACGAGAUCGUACUGGACCGCGCUCUGCAGGGAUAGGGACCGGUGAAGUGGUCCUGCUGGGUUUAGGGGUCCUGUUGGGUUUAGGGGUUCUGCUGGGUUUAGGGGUUCUGUUGGGUUGGGGUUUAGUGUAAUUGCAGUGUUUGCCAGGGUUGGGGUUGUAUUGGGCUCAAGCAGAGUCAAUGCAUCAACCCCAUCUCUACUCAUGAGCUUUUCCAUUUCUGCCAUCAGCUUUCUUUCUGAUCAAGAGUCAUGAACAGCUCAAAGCUAAAAGCUAAAAGUAGCAUCCAUGUCUGGGUGAACUUAGAACUAGCCAAGAGAAAUCUCGAUCACAAUGAAGCCACAUGUCGAUCACAGCCAAGCACAUCUCAUUCAUUGGUGAAACUGGGUGGAAUGUAUUCUUACAUUGUAUUGAUCGGCCUUCUCUUUUUUUAUCAGAUCAGUUGUUUGCCCAACUGAGACCAGACACACAAAUGCACUGUAGAGAACACAGCCUCUGGUUGACAGACUUAAUCCAUAUCAGAGAGUAGACUAGGCUAUAACUUUACAUAGGCUUGAUCACACUCAGUGGAACAACACAACACAAUCUCUCUGGGGAAACAAAAGUCUAACUCUCAUUGCUUUCAGUCACCUAGCCUACUAGUUGAGAUUCUGAUUUCCCGCUGAGCAGCAUCACUGCUAUGAAAUGAUUGGCUACAGUUUGCACCACCACAUUGAGUAAUGUGAUAGAUGUUUGGAUAGGAAUCAAAAUCUUGGAUAGGAAUCUUUUUGUGUAUAAACCUGCUGCUGUCAAACAAUAAACCGUCUAAAGGCUUUA
Sardina pilchardus (European sardine) is the source of this 2886-nucleotide messenger RNA. RefSeq names its product urocanate hydratase 1 (gene uroc1). The record is from RefSeq and is a predicted model, not a curated record. NCBI's taxonomy places the organism in Eukaryota, Metazoa, Chordata, Actinopteri, Clupeiformes, Clupeidae. Gene Ontology annotation, molecular function: urocanate hydratase activity. The transcript is spliced from 20 exons. Bases 81 to 2108 code for a protein of 675 amino acids. Gene Ontology annotation, biological process: L-histidine catabolic process.